This is a messenger RNA of Eurytemora carolleeae, 3802 nucleotides long. Its product is annotated as zinc finger protein 62 homolog. The transcript is spliced from 9 exons. Gene Ontology annotation, cellular component: nucleus. Gene Ontology annotation, molecular function: zinc ion binding; DNA-binding transcription factor activity, RNA polymerase II-specific; RNA polymerase II transcription regulatory region sequence-specific DNA binding. The record is from RefSeq and is a predicted model, not a curated record. Lineage: Eukaryota; Metazoa; Arthropoda; Copepoda; Calanoida; Temoridae. Gene Ontology annotation, biological process: regulation of transcription by RNA polymerase II. Bases 274 to 2514 code for a protein of 746 amino acids.
GAGUCUAAAUCCUAACCGAGACCUUGUCCCUGUUGAUAAAUCUACAUCAGGUCGUCUUCUCAAAACCUACAGAGCAUUCGGUUGGAUAGGAACAAAUCGUGUUGAGGUUGCCAAGAAGGCGCGAGACAUCAAGUUCAUGCACAGAAUGCAGAACAAGAACUACAUGAAGCUAGGCACCAAGGCCAACAGGCUUCAAACCCACUUCCUCGACAGGAACGGCAUGUGCAUGUAGAAUUGCAGAAAUUUUUUAAAUCCUUAUUUUCAGAUUUUAAAAUGGGCACCUUGUCGAAGUCCAACAUGUGCAGGUUAUGCGGGUGGGAGGAUGAGAAGAACAUGAGGAUUGAGGAGCAGGAGGUUUGCAUUGUCAUCAACAGCAUGAACCUCCUCACCGCGAAGGUGUCGGAGUUGAUCGAGCAGAACAUGAACCUGAUCCUAGAGACAAGUUUGGAUUUACCGGACAAGAUUUGUCCUGAGUGUAAAACAGGGGUUCAGGUUACUGCCGAGUUUUUAGCCCGGGUACGUGAAGGUCAGAUCUAUAUACAGAAACUUUUGAAGGCUCAAGGUUCUUCAUGUAGUCUAGAGAAGAGAAUAAAGAUGAAUUGCGAUGCUAAACCAUCAAACCGAAGCUCAGGGAAGCGCGGCAGACCAAAGAAAGGAUGUGAGAAAAUACGGCCCCCUCCCGCUCCUUCCCUUGGUAACGAGUACACUGCUUUGAAGCGACGACGAAAACCUCCAAAACAUUUGGCCGAGUUCCUAGAUGUUGACGGGAAUGACGGAGGUCGCUUUCAUGAUUCCGCGGAUGAGGAUAAUAUCUUAAAUAUCGACGAAGAUCCCACGGAGGAGUAUAAUCCAUUGGGUAAACCGUGUGUGGAUGCUACAUCGAGUUCACAGAGUGCAGUGCUUUGUGUUUACAAAUGUGAUUUCUGUGAUAAUAUUUUCAACGCGGAGAACGGUUUAAUCAGGCACACGGAGAGUGCUCACGCUGAGUUUAUGUACCGUUGUGCUUACCCAACCUGUGAACUUCUUGUUAGAAACAAAAAAGAGCUGAUAUCUCACCAGUCUAGUACAAAGCAUCAGGGGAUAAUUACUGUAUCUCUACUCCAACCUGGAGUAAACCAAUCCCAACCUGAUCCUUCAACCUUCUUUAGUACCUCCAAACCUGAUCCUCCUGGACUCCAGUCCCUUGGGAAGAAUAUUCUUCUAGAGGAUGAUGUGGAUGGUCUGGAGGAGAGUCUCCUGGCUGGAGUACAGUUCGGAGGCAACCCUGAUGAUCCCCUGGAUGGACCUGGUCUUAGUAUGGCAGAUCUCGUCGCUCUACCCAGCUCCAAACCUUCUCUCAGUCGAUGUUUACUCUGUGAUAGUCCAUUUGAACCUGGAGAAAAAGAUCAUGUCUGUCCCGUCCUCCUUUACAAUUGUGACUCAUGUCCUGAGGUGUUCAGGUCCAAGAUAGCGUAUAGGACGCAUCUAAACAAAGUUCACAAUUUGUCCGAAUCCCGGAUGUAUGAAUGUGAUCAAUGUACUCGAAUAUUCACUGCUCCGAGUAGUCUUCAUUACCACAGGGAUUCUACACAUACCACUCUCACAUACAAGUGUGAGGAGGAGGGGUGCUCUAAGGUGUUUAAAGUUAAGAACCUACUUACUCGACACAAGAGGAGCCACGGGAAUAAACGACCCUUUAAAUGUGAAAAAUGUGAUAAAGGAUUUAAGUCUUACAAUAAUUUGAAAUCUCACAUCAGCUCACAUGAACUUACUGACAAGUCCUUCUGUGAUAUAUGCGGACAAGCGUUUAAGCAUGCUUCUAGUUUGAAUCUGCACAUGAGGCUCCACACUGGGGAGAAAAAGUAUGUCUGCACGUUUUGUGGGAAGGCCUUUACACAGAACGGAAAUCUGCGUGAGCACAUGCGGGUUCAUACAGGAGAGAAACCGUUCAGCUGCAAACAAUGUCCGUCAUCCUUUACAACCAGCUCCCAGCUGAGAAAUCAUGUGGCGCGGCACGCCGGCAACAAGAAGUUCAACUGUCCUCACUGUCCCAAACGGUUUCUACACAUGGACUCACUUAAGAUUCAUGUCAGGCGUCAUACAGGAGAGAAACCAUACUCCUGUGAUCAGUGCAAGAAAAAAUUUACAGAUUCAGCCUCGUUAAAUAAACAUGUUCAAACUCAUGACAAGGAUAGAAGUGUUCAAACUUGUAAGGUGUGUGGGAAAGGAUAUUCCGAUAAAUCUAACCUGUUGAAACAUAUGAAAACUCACAAGGACGGAGACGAAUCGAAGAAUACUGUUUGGAAUAUCAUCAAGGAUGUCAGUGAAAACUGUACACAGGAUGACGACGCUGAUGAGCUUCACCAGGUCAUCUACGUAGCAUAUGAGGACCGAGGCGAAGGGGAGCAGACCACCAUCGACCUCACGGUCAAGGACGGUCAACAGAUUAGGCUCGUCGCGCCACUCAACAUUGACCCACUCACCUUCGCUGCAGAGUAUCUCAAGGACUUGCAGAGUAUACCGGAGACGGAUUAGAACCUUGAUGAAUAUACCUGACAGAUCAGAACCUUGCAGAGUAUACCGGAGACAGAUUAGAAUCUUGAUGAAUAUACCUGACAGAUCAGAAUCUUGCAGAGUAUACCGGAGACAGAUUAGAACCUUGAUGAAUAUACCGGAGACAGAUUAGAACCUUGCAGAAUAUACCAGACAGAUCAGAACCUUGCAGAGUAUACCGGAGACAGAUUAGAAUCUUGCUAUACCAGAGACUGAUUAGAACCUUGCAGAAUAUACCAGACAGAUCAGAACCUUGCGGAGUAUAUCAGAGACAGAUAAGAAUCCUGCAGUUUAUACCGGAGACAAAUCAGAACCUUGCAGAGUAUACCGGAGACAGAUUAGAACCUUGCAGAGUAUACCGGAGACAGAUUAGAACCCUGCGGAGUAUACCAGAGACAGAACCUUGCAGAGUAUACCAGAGACAGAUUAGAACCUUGCAGAGUAUACCGGAGACAGAUUAGAACCCUGCAGAGUAUACCGGAGACAGAUUAGAACCUUGCAGAAUAUACCGGAGACAGAUUAGAACCCUGCAGAAUAUACCUGACAGAUCAGAACCUUGCAGAGUAUACCAGACAGAUCAGAACCUUGCGGAGUAUAUCAGAGACAGAUAAGAAUCCUGCAGAGUAUACCGGAGACAGAUUAGAAUCUUGCUAUACCAGAGACAGAUUAGAACCUUUCAGAAUAUACCAGACAGAUCAGAACCUUGCGGAGUAUAUCAGAGACAGAUAAGAAUCCUGCAGAGUAUACCAGAGACAGAUUAGAACCUUGCAGAAUAUACCAGACAGAUCAGAACCUUGCGGAGUAUAUCAGAGACAGAUAAGAAUCCUGCAGAGUAUUCCAGAGACAGAUUAGAACCUUGCAGAAUAUACCAGACAGAUCAGAACCUUGCGGAGUAUAUGAGAGACAGAUAAGAAUCCUGCAGAGUAUACCGGAGACAAAUCAGAACCUUGCAGAGUAUACCGGAGACAGCUUAAAAUCGCUUGAUUAUUAUUAUUAUUGUUUAAAUAUGCUAAAUGUUGCAUGGAAUUUACUGGCCGUCAUGAAACAAAUGCCUAAGUAUGAAGAUAAAAUGGAAAGAUUUACCUAGUCACAUUUUUCCUUCGAUUUUUUUUACCAUAUUCAUAUAUUUAUAUAAAGUUUAUUUAUUUGUGAUUUUAUUACACUUUCAGUGUUAAACAAUUUAUUAAACUAUUGGUUACCAUUUUACUCAAUAAAAGCAUGUUAUAUUUCUUGUAAACCCUUUCUGAUGAGUUUUCUCCAAUUUUCCAGA